AUGAAGUUCAUCACUCUCUCCGCCAUUGCUUCGAUCCUUGCCGCCCCUCUGGCAGUCCUGGCCGCGCCUGCUUCCCCGGCCGACUCGGCCACCCAGGUCAGCGUUUCCUACGACACCAGCUACGACAAUGCCAACCUGGAUCUCUCGACCGUGGCCUGUUCCAACGGCCAGCACGGUCUCGAGACAAAGGGCUACAAAACGGCCGGCCAGCUGCCCAAGUUCCCCUUCGUCGGCGGCUCCCCGACAGUCGCUGGCUGGGACAGCCCCAACUGCGGCAGCUGCUACGCGCUGACGUGGGAGAACAACACCAUCUACGUGACGGCCAUCGACGCCGCGCCCAAUGGCUUCAACAUCGCCUUGUCUGCCAUGAACCAGCUGACGGGUGGUCUGGCUCAGCAGCUCGGACGGGUGACGGCCACUUACACCCCGGCGGAUCCAUCCCAGUGUGGAUUCUAG
This is a messenger RNA of Rasamsonia emersonii CBS 393.64, 456 nucleotides long. Its product is annotated as Allergen Asp f 15 Precursor. The transcript has a single exon. The coding region runs from base 1 to 456 and encodes 151 amino acids. The record is from RefSeq and is a predicted model, not a curated record. Lineage: Eukaryota; Fungi; Ascomycota; Eurotiomycetes; Eurotiales; Trichocomaceae.